AAAAAAUAAAUUUGGACAGAAAAUGGGUUGGAUCGUAUCAGUCCAUUGAGUUUUCUGGAUCGGUUCAGUUUCACAGAUGUCACCUUCUGAGUGGAGGAAAAAAAAUUAAUCGGGAAGGAUGACUAGCUCUGAUCAAUCUCCGUCGCACAACGUCUUCGUCUACGGCAGUUUCCAAGAACCAGCCGUCGUAAGUUUGAUUCUUGAAUGUUCUCCGGUCAUCGUCUCCGCUCAACUCCACGGCUAUCACUUGUAUAGACUCAAAGGACGUUUGCAUCCAUGUAUUUCUCCUUCUGAGAAUGGAGUAAUCAACGGCAAGAUCAAAGAUGGGAUUCCAUGCUUGGUUCCAAAGGAUGGAAAAAUACUUGAGGAGGAAAGUGGGACAUCAAAAGCUUAAUGACUUUUGCUUUUACACCAAAAAUAUAAAAUGAUCAGAGUGAAAAGGUAACAACUUGUAUCUGCAGCGACUUAUCAAUGGUUCUUUCUGUCUUCACAUUUUAGACUUGUGAGCACUUUUAAGUUUGAAGUUUUAAUGGGAACAUUGAUGUAAGAAAUUGAAAGUCAAUAGAGGUGUAGUUGCAGGUGAAUGUAACUACAUUUUCUUCUUAUGUUUCUUGAAGUCUAGGAUUCUUAUUGACUGGAAUGAAAGUAAAAGUAGUAUGAUUUAAGUA
Arabidopsis lyrata subsp. lyrata is the source of this 668-nucleotide messenger RNA. RefSeq names its product protein AIG2 A. The coding region runs from base 119 to 394 and encodes 91 amino acids. The transcript is spliced from 3 exons. The record is from RefSeq and is a predicted model, not a curated record. NCBI's taxonomy places the organism in Eukaryota, Viridiplantae, Streptophyta, Magnoliopsida, Brassicales, Brassicaceae.